AAACCCAUCGGAAGUGCUCUAAAGCCACUAAAUUGGACGGCUCCGGCUACAAUUGCUGCAGAGUGAUGAAUAGGGGACGGCUUUAGUAAGCCAAGUGUCAGCAUGACGAACUUGGGCGUCAUUCUAUGGACAGACCGUAACCAGCUUAGAAAUACAGAGAGAUGACUCAAAGUCGAAUUGCAGUAUUUAGAGGACCAUUUUUCAAAGCUGUUAGUAUCCGUCGCAAUCCGGAAGCCAGAUUUUGCGUACGGGCUCUCUGGACAACCAAAUCCUAUUGACGAACCAAGAAGAAUCACCUUUGACUGUGACCAAACAUGGCCUCUCAUGCCACGGAUGCCAUCGCCGAGCACGGGUGGACCGCCGUGCCCGCCGACGCCAACUCCAUUUUCAAAGGCCGACCCUACCUGCACAAGCCGAGCCCGCUCCUCGCCAAAGACAUCCACUUCCCUUCCGACGACCCCAUCGUAGCCAAAGUCCAACAGUACGCCCGGGAGAACCUCCCUCCGCAGACGUACAACCACUCGAUGCGCGUCUUCUACUGGGGUAAAUGAAUAAACCACCCGUUUCCAUGCUCCUACCCCCCUUCCCCAAAGUUCCCGAACCAACCUAACACCACCCAUCCAACCCAGCAACGGCAAUCCUCACGACGCAAUUCCCCUCGCACGCAGAGACGCUCUCGCCCUCCACGCUCGCCCUGACAGCGCUGCUGCACGACAUCGGCACGGCGCCGCACCACCUGCGCUCGACGCUGCUCUCCUUCGAGUUCCACGGCGCCAUCACGGCGCUACACCUGCUCUCCUCGCCGGAGCACGGCGCCCCCGCCGCGCAGGCGGAGGCCGUGUGCGAGGCCAUCAUCCGGCACCAGGACCUGGGCGCGCAGGGCACCAUCACGCUGCUGGGCCAGCUGAUCCAGCUGGCGACCGUGUACGAC
This is a messenger RNA of Thermothielavioides terrestris NRRL 8126, 931 nucleotides long. RefSeq lists its product as uncharacterized. The transcript has a single exon. The annotation marks the transcript as partial. The record is from RefSeq and is a predicted model, not a curated record. Lineage: Eukaryota; Fungi; Ascomycota; Sordariomycetes; Sordariales; Chaetomiaceae.